Molecule: messenger RNA, 2502 nt
Organism: Drosophila sulfurigaster albostrigata
Lineage: Eukaryota; Metazoa; Arthropoda; Insecta; Diptera; Drosophilidae
Gene: serp
Product: chitin deacetylase 1
Exons: 4
Coding region: 572-2191 (539 amino acids)
Biological process (GO): carbohydrate metabolic process
Cellular component (GO): extracellular region
Molecular function (GO): hydrolase activity, acting on carbon-nitrogen (but not peptide) bonds; chitin binding; protein binding
Source: RefSeq, a predicted model, not a curated record
UUUUGGGCGACAGUCAAGUCACGAGCGCUAUUCUGAAGCGACGCUUGUGCAACCCGAACACCGAACCGAACCCAACCGAACAACGAACACAACAACAGCCGCUUAAAAGCUCUAUUGAAGUACGUGUGUGUAUUUGUGUGUGAGUGUGGAUCGCGUUGCUGCCCCUACGGCUGGUAACUGUAAAAAAGCUCGCGAUAUUUCACCACAGCGCCCAACUGCUGCAGAUCGACACCAAAAAAAGAGUCGACGUCGCUGCCGCUGCCGCUGUCGCCGCUUUGCCCGCCGCGUGUAAUAAAAGAAGCAAUUUUGAGUUGGUUUUGGGGCUUUGGCGUCAGCUUCGAGAAAUUGUGCGCGACAACGUUGCAAACAGUGUAAAUGGAGCUUUGAUAGCGAACGGAAGGACAAACCUGCUGCUGCUGCUAUUGCUGCUCUUGCUGAUCUCAACUCGAGUGUUUUUAGUGAUACAUACAAAAAAAAACAACCAAGACUUCAAGAUAAAGAUCACGAUAAAUAGCUGAUCAGAAAUAAAAAGAAACUGUGCGUGUAUAAUUAUUGUUAGACCUCGUUCAAAAUGGCAAAACUUUUCGUAGUUUUUGCCGUUUUGGCUUUGGCGGCCAUUGGUGCAGCCGAUGCCGCUGAGGCGCGUGUCAAGCGUCAGGCCACCACCGAAGAGCCCAAGAAGGAAGAGUCCUUCGAGAAGGAGCUGUGCAAAGACAAAGAUGCCGGCGAAUGGUUCCGUUUGGUAGCCGGCGAGGGCGACAACUGUCGCGAUGUCAUUCAGUGUACCUCAUCGGGUCUGCAAGCCAUUCGUUGUCCGGCUGGUUUGUACUUCGAUAUUGAGAAGCAGACCUGUGACUGGAAAGAGUCCGUGAAGAACUGCAAGAGCAAGAACAAGGAGCGUCGUGUGAAGCCUUUGCUGCACACAGACGAGCCUCUGUGCCAGGAUGGUUUCCUUGCCUGCGGUGAUGGCAACUGCAUUGAGCGCGGUCUCUUCUGCAACGGCGAGAAGGAUUGCUCAGAUGGCUCCGAUGAAAACACUUGCGACAUCGACAACGAUCCCAAUCGUGCUCCUCCCUGCGACCCCGUGGUUUGUGUGCUGCCAGAUUGCUUCUGCUCGGAGGAUGGUACCUCCAUUCCCGGCGAUCUGCCCGCCAAGGAUGUGCCCAUGAUGAUCACCAUCACCUUCGAUGAUGCCAUCAACAACAACAACAUCGAGCUGUACAAGGAGAUCUUCAAGGGACGCAAGAAUCCCAACGGCUGCGACAUCAAGGCCACCUACUUCAUCUCCCACAAAUACACCAACUACUCCGCCGUGCAGGAGACUUCGCGCAAGGGACACGAGAUCGCCGUCCACUCGAUCACGCACAACGAUGAGGAGCGAUUCUGGUCGAACGCCACCGUCGAUGACUGGGCUAAGGAGAUGGCUGGCAUGAGGAUUAUCAUUGAGAAGUAUGCAAACAUCACCGACAACUCUGUGGUGGGAGUGCGUGCUCCUUACCUGCGUGUGGGUGGCAACAAUCAGUUCACCAUGAUGGAGGAGCAGGCCUUCCUCUACGACUCGACCAUUACCGCUCCACUCUCGAAUCCUCCACUGUGGCCCUACACCAUGUACUUCCGCAUGCCACAUCGUUGUCACGGCAACCUGCAGAGCUGCCCCACGAGAUCGCAUGCCGUGUGGGAGAUGGUCAUGAAUGAGCUGGAUCGUCGUGAGGAUCCCGCCAACGAUGAAUAUCUGCCCGGCUGUGCUAUGGUUGAUUCCUGCUCGAACAUUUUGACUGGUGAUCAGUUCUACAACUUCUUGAAUCACAAUUUCGAUCGCCAUUACGAUCAGAAUCGUGCCCCAUUGGGUCUGUACUUCCAUGCCGCUUGGCUGAAGAACAAUCCCGAGUUCCUCGAUGCCUUCCUCUACUGGAUCGAUGAGAUCCUGGCCAAUCACAAUGAUGUGUACUUCGUCACCAUGACCCAGGUGAUACAGUGGAUGCAGAAUCCACGCACCAUCAGCGAGGUUAAGAACUUCGAGCCCUGGAGGGAGAAGUGCGUCGUUGAGGGCAAGCCUGCCUGCUGGGUGCCCAACACCUGCAAGCUGACAUCCAAGGAGGUUCCCGGGGAGACCAUCAAUCUGCAGACCUGCGUCCGAUGCCCCAACAACUACCCAUGGGUCAACGAUCCCACUGGCGAUGGUUUCUUCUAAGUCAGUCUGAGAAAUUAAGCGAGAAAGAGAGAGAGCGAGCAAGUGAGAAAGUAGAGAGAACGAAAGAGAGAGAGAGCGUUAGCAUCCAAGCAGCCCCAAUCCAAAUUCCUACAGUCACCUAAAGUACUCAACGUUUUUAUAAUUGUUUCAAUUUAAUCAAGACUUUUUACAUUUAUACUCUUAUUUUUUUGACUGCGCCGCGUUUUCAAACGCUACCAAAAAAUGCGCCUUGGCUAAGUCUCUGCUGUGUUACGUUAUUAAAAAAAAAAUGAAAACAAAAACAAAACAAAAAGAAAAAUCAUAAACAAAAA